AUGGGGGCGUAUGAUGCUCUCGGCCGUAAGGCCGCGACACUCAAGUUCGACAGCGUAAAGGCGCACACCGAGAGUGCACGAAGUGCCGACUGUCGAUGGCGGACGACGGCAAGCGUGGCUCGAGAAGAACAACUCAUGGCUGAGAAUGAAGAGCUGGGAGGCCAGGUGGAGUCCAAGGCUACCUUGUUCAGGGUCAGCGAACAAAAGAUUCGCGACUUGGAGAGGGAGCUGAAACGUCUCCGCUCACAAACAGGUGUACCAAGGACGGUUCUUCCCGCGGACGACCCUUUUGGAUCUUCAAACACGACGCCAGAUGGGGUGGACUUUGGCAACAAUGACGCUUCCAACUGCCGCGUUGUUCUCUUGUCUGAUGCCGAGACCAUGGCCAAGGCAUUCGAGGUGCCUCGUCUCCAAGAGACGGCCAAUUUUGGGUACGAAUUCCACCACAUGCUGCCUCGUAAGAACGAGCAGAGGCCUAUGUAUCAGCGCUAUGUUUAG
Colletotrichum orchidophilum is the source of this 498-nucleotide messenger RNA. RefSeq lists its product as uncharacterized. Lineage: Eukaryota; Fungi; Ascomycota; Sordariomycetes; Glomerellales; Glomerellaceae. The transcript is spliced from 2 exons. The record is from RefSeq and is a predicted model, not a curated record. Bases 1 to 498 code for a protein of 165 amino acids.